This is a messenger RNA of Melozone crissalis (California towhee), 763 nucleotides long. It is a transcript of the gene SPEF1, whose product is annotated as sperm flagellar 1. The record is from RefSeq and is a predicted model, not a curated record. Gene Ontology annotation, molecular function: microtubule binding. The transcript has 7 exons. Lineage: Eukaryota; Metazoa; Chordata; Aves; Passeriformes; Passerellidae. The coding region runs from base 11 to 718 and encodes 235 amino acids. Gene Ontology annotation, biological process: regulation of cytoskeleton organization. Gene Ontology annotation, cellular component: axoneme.
CCGGGCCCUGAUGGCGGCCGAGGGGCCGGAGCCGGGCCCGGAGGCGUCGCUCGUGUCUCUGUACCGCUGGCUGGACACGGUGCCACUGUCGCGGCCGCGCAGGAACAUCGCCCGCGACUUCAGCGACGGCGUGCUGGCGGCCGAGGUGGUGAAGUUCUUCUUCCCCUCCCUGGUGGAGCUGCACAGCUUUGUCCCCACCAGCUCCACGGCGCAGAAAGUCGCCAACUGGGGACACCUCAACAGGAAGGUGCUGAGCAAGCUGAACCUGCGGCUCCCUGAGGAGAUGAUCCAGGCCCUGGUGCGGAGCCAGCCGGGAACGGCCGAGCAGCUCCUGCAGCUCCUGAGGGACAAAAUCCUCCAGAGGCAGACGAAAGGCAAGGGAGGGGCUGGGAAGCCCCCAGCGGAGUCGGCAGCGCUGGACGAGGGCAGGUACCUGGAAACAGGCCAGCCCAGGUUCCAGAGCAGUUUGGGAAGGGGCUGCAGCCAGGACAGCGCUCCCAGGGCGGUGACAGUGGCGGUGCCCGCGCCGCCAGGGGCCAGCGCUGGGGACAUGCGACAGCAGCUGGCGGAGCGCGAGCAGGCGCUGCAGCUGGCGCGGGACACGAUCCAGAUCCUGCAGGCCAAGGUGGGGCGGCUGGAGCAGCUCCUUCUCCUCAAGAAUCUCCGCAUCGACGACCUGAGCCAGCGGCUGCAGCAGCUGCAGGGCCAGCGCCGCUGAGCCGCGACAGCGACAGCGACACCGCGGGGACAGCCGGGGACAGCC